This is a messenger RNA of Phalaenopsis equestris, 1796 nucleotides long. RefSeq names its product AT-hook motif nuclear-localized protein 10-like. The record is from RefSeq and is a predicted model, not a curated record. Gene Ontology annotation, molecular function: minor groove of adenine-thymine-rich DNA binding. Lineage: Eukaryota; Viridiplantae; Streptophyta; Magnoliopsida; Asparagales; Orchidaceae. The transcript is spliced from 6 exons. Bases 231 to 1565 code for a protein of 444 amino acids.
UUCUUUUUUUUCCCCUAAUAAUUGAUUUAUAAAUUGCCAUCUGCGGUGUUCAUUAGAAAUAAAAGGUGGUUCCGCGGAAUUAAAAAAAAAAUAAAUCGAGGAAAAAAUCGAAAGCAAACCCAAAUAUUAAAGAUCGAAGUUUUGCUCUUUCUGUUUCUAUCUCGAGGGCUUGGAGCCGAGCCCGAACUGAGAUUCUUGUUGAUGCGAUUGAAAGUCUCGAGCUUUGAAUUAUGGAAGUGAGAUCUGAACAACCUUUCACCAUGAGCAUGCAGAAAAACCCUGUGGCUACUCAUCCCUCCCUCUCUGGUAUGCGGCUCAUGUUCGGUCCCGAGGGUUCUGCCAUUUUUAAGCCAACUACGAGCGCGUCCAACUCUAGUAGUCCAGCUUCCUCUUUUCAUGGUGGAAAUACUGGCACCGGUAGCCAACCUUCUCCUUUUCAUGGAGGAAAUACUGGCACCGGUAGCCAACCUUCUCCUUUUCACGGAGGAAGCAGCGGGACUGGUAGCCAACCUUCUCCCUUUCAUGGAGGAAGCAGCGGGACUGGUAGUCAACCUUCUCCUUUUCAUGGUGGAAACAGUGGCGCCAUUAGCCAACCUCCUUCGUUUCAUGGUGGAAGUGCUGGAGUUGGUGGCCUUUCUGACAGUGGCGGGGCUGGUGGAGAUGUAGCCUUGGCUGCUCCUGUGGUUUCGAUUCAUGGCCUGAAUGCUGGUGGUCAUGGAGAGCAGAUAAAGAAGAAGAGGGGACGCCCUAGGAAGUAUAGCGCAGAUGGUUCCAUGGCUCUUGCUCUAAGCACAGUUUCCCCAACUUCUACAGCUUCACCAGGCAGUGCAGUGUUUUCACCAUCAUCAGGGCAACCAAAUGCAGCUUUUUCAAUUUCUGGUGAUCCAACGAAGAAGGCAAGGGGAAGGCCUCCGGGCUCCUCAGGGAAGAAGCAGCAGAUGCUGGCACUGGGAUCGGUUGGGACUGGAUUUACUCCCCAUGUUAUUGCUGUUAAGGCUGGGGAGGAUGUAUCCUCAAAAAUCAUGUCGUUCUCCCAAAAUGGACCGCGUGCUGUUUGCAUUCUUUCUGCAAAUGGUGCUAUAUCUAAUGUGACGCUUCGUCAGGCUGCAACUUCUGGUGGAACAGUAACUUAUGAGGGUCGUUUUGAAAUACUAUCACUUUCUGGUUCUUUUCUUCUGUCUGAGAAUGGUGGUCAGCGCAGUCGAACUGGCGGCCUGAGUGUUUCGUUGGCUGGUCCUGAUGGUCGUGUUAUUGGUGGCGGGGUGGCUGGGCUUCUUACAGCAGCAUCUCCUGUUCAGGUCGUCGUGGGAAGUUUUAUUGCCGACGGGAAGAAAGCUCCAAAGCAUACUAAUUUCGUCAACACUUUAUCAUCGGCUGCAAAGCUUGGUCCCGCUGACGGCAUCGGUGCCGGCGCAGGCGGAGGCUUGACCGUAAGUACGAGCAGUCCACCCUCUCGGGGAACGGCGAGCGAGUCCUCCGGCGGACCUCCUAGUCCACUGAACCAAAGCACUGGAACUUUUAACAAUACCAAUCUGCUGGGCAUGUCAAACCUCUCAUGGAAAUGAAAUUGAACUUUCCUGAUAUUAUAUACUUAACCUGUACUGUAGUCUUUGGUACCUUGGUUUCUUCUUUUAUGUCAUGCACGCCUACCUGUUUCUAUUGCUGUGUGGGAUUAAUUAGGGAGGAGAACUUAGUGUUUUCAGAGUGAAGGUAUUUUAUUUUGUCUGUAGAUUUUUGCUGUUUGACCUUGUUUUUAUUUAUGAUGAACAACUUGUUAGUGAAGUGAUUUUCUUUUA